AUGCAUAUAGAAGCUCCAGAAAAUUAUGUUCCAGAAGACAAAAACUUCGACGAUGAUGGACGAACCAAGAGAACAGGGACAUGGUUGACUGCAAGUGCACAUAUAAUAACAGCUGUGAUUGGUUCUGGAGUUCUAUCACUUGCAUGGGCAAUAGCACAGAUGGGUUGGGUGGCUGGACCUGCAGUUCUCUUUGCUUUUUCUUUCAUUACAUAUUUCACUUCAACUCUUCUUGCUGAUUGUUACCGAUCACCUGAUCCUGUUCAUGGCAAGAGGAACUACACUUAUUCUCAAGUUGUCAGAGCUAACUUAGGAGGCAUGAAAUAUAAGCUGUGUGGAUUGGCGCAGUAUGUAAACCUUAUAGGUGUGACCAUUGGCUACACAAUAACUGCAUCAAUUAGUAUGGUGGCUGUGCAAAGAUCAAACUGUUUUCACAAGCAUGGACAUCAAGACAAGUGUCAUGUAUCAAAUAACGGUUUCAUGAUAAUAUUUGCCUGCAUACAAAUUGUUCUAUGUCAGAUACCCAAUUUCCAUGAGCUCUCUUGGCUCUCAAUUGUUGCAGCUGUUAUGUCUUUUGCUUAUUCUUCCAUUGGCCUUGGCCUUUCCAUAGCCAAAGUUGCAGGUGGGGGGCAUGCGAGGACAACCUUAACUGGGGUGGAAAUUGGGAUAGAUGUUACUGCAACAGAAAAGGUUUGGAGGAUGUUCCAAGCUAUUGGUGACAUUGCCUUUGCUUAUGCUUUUUCUAAUGUGCUAAUUGAAAUCCAGGAUACCUUGAAAUCAAGCCCUCCAGAAAACAGAGUGAUGAAGAGAGCAAGCUUAAUUGGAAUUCUAACAACAACAUUAUUCUAUGUCCUCUGCGGAACCUUAGGUUACGCCGCAUUUGGAAACGAUGCACCAGGAAAUUUCCUCACAGGUUUCGGCUUCUACGAGCCCUUCUGGCUAAUAGACAUUGCCAAUGUUUGCAUAGCAAUUCACUUAAUUGGAGCAUACCAAGUCUUUGUCCAACCCAUAUUCGGGUUUGUCGAGGGCCAAAGCAAAGAUAAAUGGCCAGAAAGCAAAUUUGUGAAUGGAGAACAUGCCAUGAACAUUCCAUUCUAUGGAAGCUACAAUGUGAAUUUCUUCAGAGUAUUAUGGAGGACUGGAUAUGUGAUCAUCACCGCAAUCGUAGCAAUGUUAUUUCCAUUCUUCAAUGAUUUCUUGGGACUAAUUGGUUCACUAUCCUUUUAUCCAUUAACUGUUUACUUCCCAAUAGAAAUGUACAUCAAGAAAACCAAGAUGCAAAGGUUUUCAUUCACAUGGACUUGGCUCAAGAUAUUGAGUUGGGCUUGUUUGAUCAUUUCUAUCAUCUCAGCUGCUGGAUCAAUUCAAGGACUUGCUCAAUCUCUCAAGACAUAUAAACCUUUCAGAGGAGAACAAUGA
Lathyrus sativus (Indian pea) is the source of this 1416-nucleotide messenger RNA. The record is from the annotation of a GenBank genome assembly. NCBI's taxonomy places the organism in Eukaryota, Viridiplantae, Streptophyta, Magnoliopsida, Fabales, Fabaceae.